CCCCCAAAGGCAGAGACAACAAAAGAAGUUGUAUUUAGAGCAAAACAAGAGUUCUUAAACUACAAAGAUGUUUGCCAGAAUGUCUGAUCUCCAUGUUCUGCUGUUAAUGAUUCUGGCGGGAAAGACAGCCUUUGGGGCACUACAGUGAAACAGAAAACUGAAGAUUCUGCUGGAGGUGGAGGAAGCAAAUAUACGAAACUGCCUAGACUGGGUACCAGGAAAAUGCAUCAUACUGACAGCAGCUUCCUGGCCACUGAGAACCAAAGGGAAGCCUGUCAGAAGACGGAGCUCCUGUUUCCUAAGACAGAGUUAUCCCUGCUGUCUUUUCUCACAGAGCCGGACCCAGAUUGGACUCCUGACCAGUAUGAGUACAGCCAAGAGUAUCAUAACCAGGAAGAGAAUGCCAGCAGCACCCCUGCCUAUUCUGACAACCCUGACUGGUACUACGAAGAGGAUGACCCAUGCCUGUCCAACCCCUGUACACAUGGUGGGGACUGCCUCAUCAGUGGGGCCACCUUCACGUGCCGCUGUCCGGACCCUUUCUCUGGAAACAGGUGUCAGAAUGUGCAAAACAAGUGCAAAAACAACCCAUGUGGCCGGGGAGACUGUCUCAUUACUCAGAGUCCUCCUUACCACCGCUGUGCCUGCAAACAUCCUUACAGGGGUUCAGACUGCUCCAGAGUGGUUCCUGUGUGCAGGCCAAAUCCCUGCCAAAACCGUGGCACCUGCUCCCGGCAGAGGCGGAGGUCCAAGUUCACCUGUGCCUGUCCUGACCAGUUCAAGGGGAAGCUCUGUGAAAUAGGUCCUGAUGACUGCUAUGUUGACGACGGCUACUCUUACCGAGGGAAAGUGAGUAAGACAGUCCACCAGCACUCGUGCCUUUACUGGAACUCCCACCUCCUCUUGCAGGAGAAGUACAACAUGUUUAUGGAGGACGCUGAGGCCCACGGGAUUGGGGAGCACAAUUUCUGCAGAAACCCAGAUGGAGACAAAAAGCCCUGGUGUUUCAUUAAAGUAAACAAUGUGAAGGUGAAAUGGGAGUACUGUGAUGUCCCCGCCUGCUCUGCCUUAGACGUUGCCAACCCAGAGGGAAGACCCGCUGAGCCCUUGACCAAGUUUCCUGAGUUUGGGUCCUGCGGGAGGACCGAGAUAGCAGAGAAGAAGGUCAAGAGGAUCUUUGGAGGCUUUAAGAGCACGGCGGGCAAGCAUCCGUGGCAGGCAUCCCUGCAGACCUCACUACGACUGACCGUCUCCAUGCCCCAGGGCCACUACUGUGGGGGGGUGCUGAUCCACCCGUGCUGGGUGCUGACUGCUGCCCACUGCACUGAGAUAAAAACCAAAUAUCUGAAAGUGGUACUUGGAGAUCAGGACCUGACGAAGACGGAAUUCCAUGAGCAGAGCUUUGGGGUGCAGAAGAUUUUCAAGUACAGCCACUAUAUUGAAAUAGACGACAUUCCCUACAACGAUAUUGCCUUGCUCAAGCUAAAGCCAGUGGAUGGUCAUUGUGCCCUGGAAUCCAAAUAUGUGAAAACUGUCUGUUUGCCCGAUGGUCCCUUUCCCUCUGGGACUGAGUGCUCUAUCUCCGGCUGGGGUGUCACAGAAACAGGAGAAGGGUCCCGCCAGCUCCUGGAUGCCAAGGUCAAGCUGAUCAGCAACACAAUAUGCAACUCCCGCCAACUCUAUGACCACUCAGUCGACGACAACAUGAUUUGUGCAGGAAACCUCCAGAAGCCUGGACAAGACUCCUGCCAGGGCGACUCCGGAGGCCCUCUGACCUGUGAGAAGGACGGCACCUCCUACAUCUAUGGGAUCGUGAGCUGGGGCCUGGAGUGUGGGAAGAAGCCAGGGGUCUACACCCAAGUGACCAAAUUCCUAAUGUGGAUCAAAGCCACCAUGGAGAAGGAGGCUAGCUUCUGAGGUGUCUUGUGAGGCUCACAGCCCGUCCUGUGAACACCCAGACAAGGCGAGGCCCUGUGGGCAGCAAUGGAUGGCCCCUGGAGCCUCUGAGUACACAGGCUCUAAGCAGAGACCACUGCUGCCCAGCCCAGGGCACCUGGGACCAGCAUGGCCCCCGCUUCCUCAGGCUCCCUCCUGGGAAACCCAGAAAUGAGAGAAUCAACCUGAAGUGCAUAAUGUUUGCUUCCCUUCCAACAAUCGUAGCUUCUAGAAAAUCAGUGUUCACAGCCUGCCUUCACCUGGGACACUGGCAAGUGAGAGCUUUCAGACGGCUCAGCAUCGGUGGGGGUCACCUUUACGUCUUUAUUCCUCAGACACUCAAGGUGCACAACAGGGCCAGCCACCCACUGCUAGGUGUUAGACAGAGGACAAAACACAACAUUCUCCACCCAUUUUCAUGGAGCUGUUAUUUUAAUAAAGGAGGGCUCGGGCAGGGGCGCCAUUUUCACAGCUGGCUCCGACUGAA
Molecule: messenger RNA, 2422 nt
Organism: Bubalus bubalis (water buffalo)
Lineage: Eukaryota; Metazoa; Chordata; Mammalia; Artiodactyla; Bovidae
Gene: HABP2
Product: hyaluronan binding protein 2
Exons: 14
Coding region: 223-1917 (564 amino acids)
Biological process (GO): proteolysis
Molecular function (GO): serine-type endopeptidase activity
Source: RefSeq, a predicted model, not a curated record